Cottoperca gobio is the source of this 3394-nucleotide messenger RNA. It is a transcript of the gene hey2, whose product is annotated as hes-related family bHLH transcription factor with YRPW motif 2. Gene Ontology annotation, biological process: regulation of DNA-templated transcription. The transcript has 5 exons. The record is from RefSeq and is a predicted model, not a curated record. NCBI's taxonomy places the organism in Eukaryota, Metazoa, Chordata, Actinopteri, Perciformes, Bovichtidae. Gene Ontology annotation, molecular function: protein dimerization activity; DNA binding. The coding region runs from base 691 to 1692 and encodes 333 amino acids.
ACGUGGGCGGUUCCACCGUGUGUGUGUGUGUGUCCGUGUGUGUGUGUGUGUGUGCGUGUGUGUGUGCGUGCGUGCGUGCGUGCGUGUGUGUGUGUGGCUCCCAGGCUCCGUGGGAAAGCUCCGGCAGAGCAGGAGGAGGACGCACCGGUCACCAGUCCAGUCUGCAGCCGACACACGGGCCACCUGUCACGGACUACUUACCGGACACACACCGCUGGAAAAACAACUCCUGGAAGCUCCGCAGGAAAUCUUGUUUUUGACACUGAAUAUUUCAGUUUAGAGAGCAAACACAGUUCGACAGGAAGGUUUGCACCAUGUUCAACACUUUCCUCGUCUGCUGAUGUCGGAAAGUUUUUUGUUUGCACAUUUUUUUGGGAGGGAUCAUUAAUAUCAUAAUUAUGCAGAAGGAAACUAACGUGAAACGUCUUCAUCACCUCCUGGAUUAAACAAACCGAACAUCUAAACAUCAGUGUUCCUUUAUAAAAGUCUAUAUCAAUACUUCACAGUAAUUCCCUCCUAUAGUGGUAUCAUUCCUUCAUUUAUUCUCUGAAACAAACCAUCAGAAUAAAGAAAGGUGUUUCUUUUAUGUUCAGAGCGGAAGAAACUUUUGUUUUUAAACUUAAAUAAAGCUCCAGACCUGCACGUCUCCUCCCGGGAGAGACGCACAGCGCUCCCCGCCGUCCAUGCACCAUGAAGCGGCCGUGUGAGGACAGCAGCUCGGAGGACAGUGACGUGGAGGAAACCAUCGAUGUGGGCAGUGAGAGCAUUUCUCCAGGGCACAUGAAGGCGUCUUUAAUGAGAUGCGGAUCACCGACCGCGACCACGCAAGUGACUGCGAGGAAAAAACGCAGAGGGAUUAUCGAGAAGCGACGCAGAGACAGAAUCAACAACAGUCUGUCGGAGUUACGGAGGCUCGUCCCCACCGCCUUCGAGAAGCAGGGUUCAGCUAAACUGGAGAAGGCAGAGAUUCUUCAGAUGACUGUGGACCAUCUGAAGGUGCUGCAGGCGACCGGAGGGAAAGGUUAUUUCGACGCCCACGCUCUGGCUCUGGACUUCCUGUCUCUGGGUUUCAGGGAGUGCGUGACGGAGGUUUCCCGCUACCUGAGCGCCGCGGAGGGCCUGGACUCCAGCGACCCUCUGCGCUCCCGCCUGCUCUCCCACCUCGCCUCCUGCUCCUCGCAGCGUGACGCCGCCGCCAUCACCGUGACCUCCCAUUCGUCACAUCUCCACCACCACCAGCAGCCUCACCCUCUACCUCACCCCUUCCACCCACACCACUGGGCGGCGGCAGCCUUUCGGCCUCUGCCGGCCACCGCGCCGCCGUACGGACUGAGUCUGUCUGUUUCUACAGAUGCUGGAGGAGGUGGAGCCCCCCAGAGGCUGGCGGAGUUGUCACAACGCAGCGUGGCCUCCUCCUUCUCCUGCCACGCAGACUCCUCCUCCUCUCCUUCCUCCUCCUCCUCUUCUUCGUCUCUCAUGCUCCCCUGCACCCCCACUCACCUGCACUCCCUCUCACUCUCGGCGUCAUUUCCCAUCACCCUCCACAGGGGUUUCCCCAUCCUCCCUCCCUCCUCCUUCACCUCCGCCACCACCAGUCCUCCCAUCUCCUCCUCCUCCUCCUCUUCCUCCCAGACUCCUCACAGCAGCAGUAAACCCUACAGACCGUGGGGAACUGAGGUCGGAGCUUUCUGACGCUUUUAACAGCCUGGAAAACACUUUUUUUCACCAGUGAACAAACUUAUAAACCAAGUUUUUAGCGACGCAAACUAGUUCUGCUAACAUGUGACGUGUUUCUUUACUGAUUUCACACAUUCACCACGAAAACCUUUUUCAUUUGUUGCCUUUUCUUCUUUCUGUCCAGAUUUACUGAACAGUUUUAACAUGUUUUAAAAGUUCAGCUGAAGUUUUGUUCCCGGAUUCUUCUUUAAGCAAAGCUUAAAUCCAUGUCCACAUCAAAAUGAGCAGAUUUAUUAUUGUUUAACCUUCAUAACCUGGUGAUAUUCUGCAUUCUUCUUAAUGUCAACGAAUCCCAUGAAAGACCAAAAACAAUACUGACAGCCGGAUGUCUUCGUCCUCUUAUUGUCCCAAAACUGUAAAAACUCAUCACUGCUGCACUGACGUGUUCCCUCAUCCCCAUGAACACACACUGUCGUUUAUUUAGACUCAAUCACACACACACACACACACACACACACACACACACACACACACACACACACACACACACACACACACACACACGCACACACACACACACACACACACACACACACCGUCCUGCUGCAUCAAAUACAGCAUGUGUGGAUUCAUCCGCCGCUGAAAGUAGUCCCCAACACCUGAGCUCAAGCAGCAGCAAACAGGAUGAACUUCUUGGUUCCUCUGUACGUCUGCAGAAACACUUCCAAUGUUAGAAAACUAACAAUGACCGUUGUGGUUUCUGCCGCAUUGUAUGAUGGGAUAUGUAUGCCGUGUUUGCAUACUUCAAUAUUUUACCGUAAAUAGUAAGCAAUUAUCUUACUUUUGGUUAUAGACGAAGGUUUCAGACUAAAAGAAAUGGAACUUCGGACGCAACCCAAAUAUUUACGUCUUCAGUAGGAACCAAUGGGCUGCGAGCUGAGAACCACAGACAGGAAGUCAGAAUGUGUUGAGCGUCGGACACUUUUGAGUCUUUUCACGGGAUUUUUUCACGAUAACAAAAGUUUUACAUCAGAGUCAAACCUUCAAACCUUCAGACCUUCAGACUUUCAGACUUUCAGACCUUUAGACCUUCAGACCUUUAGACCUUCAGACCUUUAGACCUUUAGACCUUUAGACCUACAGACCUUCAGACCUUCAGACCUUUAGACCUUCAGACCUUUAGACCUUUAGACCUUCAGACCUUUAGACCUUCAGAUAUUCAAACCUUCAAACCUUCAGACCUUUAGACCUUCAGAUAUUCAAACCUUCAAACCUUCAGACCUUUAGACCUUCAGACCUUUAGACCUUUAGACCUACAGACCUUCAGACCUUCAGACCUUUAGACCUUCAGACCUUUAGACCUUUAGACCUUCAGACCUUUAGACCUUCAGAUAUUCAAACCUUCAAACCUUCAGACCUUUAGACCUUCAGAUAUUCAAACCUUCAGACCUUUAGACCUUCAGAUAUUCAAACCUUCAGACCUUCAGACAAAAGCCGAUGAACCAAAGUUCACCUCUGAGAUAAUCCGAUGUUAUAUUUGAAUUGUUCCAGUCCCGCCUCAGACAGCUGUUCGUUCUCUCUGGUGCAGGCUGGGAUGAAGAUUAACACAAUAACAUGACUUUGAUUGUAAUGUACUUCAGUAACUGUGUGUCUACUUUCUCCCUGUGUGCCUUUCUACAAAUAAAGAUGGCGUAACAACACCGCUGCUGUCAUGGAA